AUGGCCCUACAGACCUGUAAUUUGCAUCAGUCCUUCCACCCUCACCUCCUUCUCCCGGUCCUGCUGUUGCUCCUCCAGGCCUGGCGAGGGUGCUGUCACCCCCAGUGUUUGGAUUACAAGCCUCCGUUUGAGCCCCGGCAGCCAUUGGUCUUCUGCAAAGAGUAUACCAAGUUUGGAUGUUGUGAUCUGGAAAAAGAUAUGGCCGUAUCAGUAAAGUUUUACACCAUCAUGGACAACUUUGACCAUUCAGGUUAUGUAGCCUGUGCAAAGUAUAUACGCAGCAUCCUGUGCCAGGAGUGUUCUCCAUACUCCGCCCACCUGUAUGAUGCUGAAGACGCUAACACACCCAUGCGGAUGCUGCCUGGACUGUGCGGGGAUUACUGCACCGACUACUGGCUGCAGUGUCGGUACACGCUCAGCCUCCUCUUGGAGGACUCGGAGAGCCCGCAACAGUUUGCAAACCUGACUGCAACGAUAGAAGACGAUCGCAGAAGGUUCUGCGACUUUCUGGAGCUGAAGGACAAGCAGUACUGCUAUCCUAAUGUGUUGUCAAAUUCAGAGCUAAAUGCUAACCUGGGCUUGGUACGUGAGGAUCCCAAAGGUUGUCUGGAGCUGUGCUUGCAAGAGGUUGCCAACGGGCUCCGUAACCCUGUGGCCAUGAUCCACGCGGAUGAUGGGACUCAUCGAUUCUUUGUGGCGGAGCAGCUGGGUUACGUGUGGGUGUAUCUGGCCAACGGCUCCAGGAUCGAUCGUCCUCUCCUCAACCUCACCCAUGCCGUCCUCACAUCGCCGUGGGCUGGAGACGAGAGGGGAUUUCUCUGCAUAGCCCUACACCCAAGGUUCACCACAGUCAGGAAAGCAUAUGUGUACUACUCUGUGUCUGUCAAGAAGCAGGAGAGGAUACGUGUCAGUGAGUUCACACUGCUAACAGAUGAUGACAACCAAAUGGAUCACACCUCUGAGAGAACCAUUCUUGAGGUGGUAGAGCCGGCAUCCAAUCACAAUGGAGGACAACUUCUAUUUGGGCAUGACGGGUACCUGUACAUCUUCAUUGGUGAUGGUGGCCGAGCUGGCGACCCAUUUGGAAAGUUUGGCAACUCACAGAACAAGUCAACACUCCUCGGCAAGGUGCUGCGUGUUGAUGUCGACAACAAUGACGAUGGCACCCCGUACAGCAUCCCCUCAGACAACCCAUUCUUGCGGGAGAAGGAAGCACGACCCGAGAUUUAUGCCUAUGGAGUUCGCAACAUGUGGCGUUGCUCCAUCGACCGAGGUGACCCCAUUACAGGCCGAGGUGGAGGCAGGUUGUUUUGUGGUGACGUAGGCCAGAACAAAUAUGAAGAGGUGGACCUUAUUGUUAAAGGAGGCAACUAUGGAUGGAGGGCCAAAGAAGGCUUCAGCUGCUACGAUCGCAAACUCUGUCAAAACUCCUCGCUAGAUGACAUCUUGCCUAUCUUUGCAUAUCCCCACAAGUUGGGCAAAUCAGUGACAGGAGGAUACAUCUACAGAGGCUGUCAGAUGCCCAACCUCAAUGGACUCUAUAUCUUUGGGGAUUUCAUGAGUGGGCGUCUGAUGUCUCUGAAGGAGAAUGUCACUUCAGGUGAAUGGCAUUACAAUGAGAUCUGCAUGGGAAGAGACCAGACCUGCAGAUUCCCCAAACUCAUCAACAGUUACUAUAAAUACAUCAUCUCUUUUGCCGAGGAUGAAGCAGGUGAACUGUAUUUCUUAGCAACUGGAGCCGCAAGUGCCACAGCCAGAGCAGGAGUCGUCUAUAAGAUAGUGGACCCUUCCAGGCGAGCGGCACCAGGAAAAUGCAGCAUCAAGCCUUCUCCUAUUAAGAUAAAAGGAAAACUGAUUCACUUCUACCCCAAAGAAGAGUUUGUAAUCAACAAGAAACCAACCACAACAGCCGUACCAACGACAUCCACAAGAAAAACUACAACAACAACAAAAAAAACACCACCAAGAAGAAAAACACCAAUAAUAAUAAUAAAACCACCAAUGCCAACAAGAAAAACAAUAAGAAAAACAUCACUACCACCACCAACAACAACAAGAAAAACAACAUUACAAACAACAAGAAAAACAACAAUGAGAAAAACACCAACAACAACUAUAAAAGCAACAACACUAAAAACAACCGUACCAACAACUGUCGAGACGUCAAUGGCAACAACCCCCGCCACAACCACACCCACUGGUUAUCGCACAACCAUCAUGACUGCAGCUCAAACCCCAAUCAUCACCACAUCUCCGACCAGGAGACACGGGAGACCCCUUCAGUACGCCCCUUUUACCACCUUCCAACCUUUAACCUUGCCAGAACCUUCUCCACCCACAACAUCCCUGAAACGACCCCAGAUGGCUCUGACCUCUGCACGAUACCCCGAGCGUUCUGGAUCGUUGACCACACCACAGCCACCAGACUGGAGUCAGAAACCCACGACUUCAGGCUACAAGCCCCAGAGACCACCAAUCAACACAACGCUGCCUAAAUCACAGGAAGAGAGGCUGUGGCUCGGAGAGAAGCUGGAAAGCGUCGGAGAGGGUAACCAAGUAUUUAAGAGGCCUCGAGGAAGAGGUCACGGUUACAAGAGAGGAAGAGGAGGAAGAAGGCUGCGGGGCGGCUCGGUGCGACUGGUAAGCGCCGAUGGCUUAUCAGACCGAGGUAGAGUGGAGAUCUUUAUCCGUGGUGAGUGGGGGACAGUAUGCGAUGACCUUUUCACCAGCAAAGCAGGUACUGUAGUGUGUCGACAGGUCGGCUACACAACGGCGUUGGCGGUGAUGAAGAGGGCUGUGCUGGGGGAGGCGGAGCGCACCGUCAGGAUCCUGUUGGAUGACGUGGAGUGUGAGGGCGGGGAGAGAUCGCUGCUGGAGUGCAAAAGAUCCAGGGUGGGGAAACACAACUGCUCACAUGGAGAAGAUGUAGGGGUGAUCUGCGGUUAG
This is a messenger RNA of Cottoperca gobio, 2946 nucleotides long. Its product is annotated as HHIP-like protein 1. Gene Ontology annotation, cellular component: membrane. The transcript is spliced from 14 exons. NCBI's taxonomy places the organism in Eukaryota, Metazoa, Chordata, Actinopteri, Perciformes, Bovichtidae. The coding region runs from base 1 to 2946 and encodes 981 amino acids. The record is from RefSeq and is a predicted model, not a curated record.